AUGCCAGACUCGAUGCUCGUGAAACCCGAGAACAAAGUCACAUUUAUGACACUACCGCCCGAGAUUCGACUUCACAUCUACCAUUGGCUUCAUCUCAUGUGCCCUGUUCGCCAUGCGCAGCUCGCGCCAUGGUAUCCGACUCCAGUUCACUGCCAAUACAUUCUACAGCCCGUUGGUUCGAAAGCUGAGGCCGAGAGCGCUGCCUCUAAAGGUCAAGCAGAGCUAGAUCAAGGACUGCUUUCGCCAUACCGGCCCCUUUCAGGCCUGCCUACAAGUCUUUUACGCACCAAUCGACAGAUCUGCCGCGAAGCUCGUCUCAUUCCCUUUGAUCAGAAUGAGUUCGUUUUUGUCAACUGGUUCGCUUCGGGACUAUGGGCAGCGCGCGCCUUCACCCUCGCCCUCGCCCCCUGGCAGCGCGCUGCUCUACGCUAUGUAAGACUAGAAGUUCUUGCACGAGACGUGGUGGUCGGAGGCGCAGGCCGCGAGGAAUGGCGUGCUCUGUGCCGCGAAUGGUCACCAGGUGUCCGAGGACUGCGGAUGAAAAUGGUUCUCGGGGCGAGCACCUCGGUGGUGACGGGGCCGGCGUACGGAGGUGGAGUGGAGCGCAGAGCGGAAGCGGCGCGGCAAUGGGUCGGCGAGGGACUUAGAUUCAUGAAGAGGCUGGAAAGGGUUGAGAUGGAGGUUUUGGCGAGGGAGAUGAGCGAUGAGGAUAAACUUAUAUGGUGCGAGACGUUACAGAGAGAGUUGAGAGAGGGAGGGAUGAAAAAGAUUGUGGUCGUGUGUACUGAAAAGAUGCAGGAGAAGAUGGAGUGGAUCAAGACCGAUAUUGGAUGGAGGAACCGUGAAGCAGAAGCUGGUACUGUCGCGAACUCUACGACGGAGGAAUCUACAGUGGAAGUGCCUACUAAGCAGAGGUAA
Messenger RNA from Fusarium pseudograminearum CS3096, 918 nucleotides. RefSeq lists its product as uncharacterized. Lineage: Eukaryota; Fungi; Ascomycota; Sordariomycetes; Hypocreales; Nectriaceae. The record is from RefSeq and is a predicted model, not a curated record. The transcript has a single exon. The coding region runs from base 1 to 918 and encodes 305 amino acids.